Messenger RNA from Haliotis rufescens (red abalone), 1624 nucleotides. Its product is annotated as glycoprotein-N-acetylgalactosamine 3-beta-galactosyltransferase 1-B-like. Gene Ontology annotation, cellular component: membrane. Bases 605 to 1567 code for a protein of 320 amino acids. The transcript has 3 exons. Gene Ontology annotation, molecular function: N-acetylgalactosaminide beta-1,3-galactosyltransferase activity. The record is from RefSeq and is a predicted model, not a curated record. Lineage: Eukaryota; Metazoa; Mollusca; Gastropoda; Lepetellida; Haliotidae.
CCCUUAAACCGCCCUGACCAGAUAGACGAACGUAUUCAACGCGAUGCGGACUUCCCUGAUCAGAUAGAACAAUUUACUGUAUGAUGUGCAAAUCGCCCUAAUGAGACUGACAAACGUAUUCUACGUUCCGAGUGUCGCCCUCAUUAGACAGACGAACGUAUUCAACGCUGUGCGGACCGCCCUGAUCAGAUAGAAGGAUAUAUUUUAUAUGAUGUGCGGACUUCCCUGAUCAGAUAGACGGCCGUAUUCUACACUGUGCGGACUUCCAUGAUCAGAUAGACGGUCGUAUUCUACACUGUGAGGACUUCCUUGAUCAGAUAGACGGUCGUAUUCUACACUGUGAGGACUUCCUUGAUCAGAUAGACGGGCGUAUUCUACACUGUGCGGACUUCCUUGAUCAAAUAGACGGCCGUAUUCUACACUGUGCGGACUUCCCUGAUCAGAUAGACGGUUUGUAUUCUACACUGUGCGGACCUCCCUGAUCAGAUAGACGGCCGUAUUCUACACUGUGCGGACUUCCCUGAUCAAAUAGACGGCCGUAUUCUACACUGUGCGGACUUCCCUGAUCAAACAGUCGGUGCAAACCGACCAGACACAAGUGUAAAUGAAGAUUGUUUCGAAGCAUUUAAAACUGCUGACUGUUGUCCUCAUAGCCGUCUGUUGUGGGACGCUCCUAUUCAAUUUGCGACAGUCGGUGCGGAAUUGGGAAUUUGUCAGAGGGAACCUCGCGAGGUCACGUGUACUUGAUGCAAGGACGAAAGAUGGUUAUGUUAAAGAGGUGGCAGAAACAAUUGCAUCUCGCCUGCGAAUAUCUUGCUGGGUUAUGACAAACCCAAAAAACCUCGAAAGCAGAUCGAGAUAUAUCCAGAUGACGUGGGGUAAACGCUGCGACAGAGUGGUGUUCAUCAGCUCAGAAACAAACACCGCUUUCCCAGCAGUCGGACUUAACGUGUCGGAAGGCCGAAAUCAUCUGACCGAAAAGACCCUCGGUGGAUACCACUUUGUCUAUGAACAUCACUUCGAUGACUGUGAUUGGUUCUUUAAAGCUGAUGACGAUACUUACCUCAUUGUAGAAAACCUUCGUCUCUUCCUGACACAAUUCGAUACAAACAAACCUAUAUAUUUCGGCCAUCACUUUAAGACAAUUAUCAAACAAGGAUACUCCAGUGGCGGAUCCGGAUUGGUCGUCAGCAAAGAGGCCCUGAGAAGGUUUGGUCAACAGGGACAUGACCCCAAAAUAUGUCGUCAAACUGGCAUCGGGGGUGACGUAGCUUUUGGUCAGUGUAUGGAAUCCCUUGGAGUACCCAUUGGCAACUCCUCUGAUUCCAAAGGCAGGAGCCGUUUCCAUUGUUUGGCUCCAUCUGCUCACAUUGAUGGGAGGUAUCCAAAGUGGUACUACUCUUAUGAUGCGAAUGGAGCAAAGAAGGGCAUCAGAAGCAUGAGUAACCACCCCAUCUCAUUCCAUUACGUUCCAGGCAGCAAAAUGUUGGAGCUUGAGUAUCUGAUCUACCACACCGGUGUAAACGUACUUCAUACAAAUGGUCAUGUGCCACACAGCAGGAAAUGAAAAUUCAGUCUCCAUAAUGUUGUAUUACUGCAAAUGUCUCUGAAUAAACGGCUUGUA